AUGGAUGGUCAGAAUGACACGUUGCCGCCGAAAGAAAGCAAGUACCCAGUUACAUUCCAUCCAGGUGACAUAGAAAUCAGAAAGGAGUUGAAAGUCGUUUUUCUGCGAAGCAUUGUUUCUUCAAACAGUCUCGUCAUUUUAAUUGCUGGGAAAUUCCGCGUGGUGUUCGUCAAGUUCGACGUGGCUUAUCCGUACGGAGAGAAACACGAGAACUUCGCCAAACUCGCCGACGCAGCCAAAGACAUUGACGAUGUUCUGAUUGCCGAAGUCCCAGUCAAGGACUACGGCGAGAAGGAAAACGAGGACUUUGCCAAAAAAUUCGGAGUCGACACCAAGAACUUCCCGCAGGCGAGACUCUUUCUGAAUGCCGACUUGGAGCACCCCAUAAAAUUCGAGGGCAACUUUGAGGAAGCGGAUUUGCGUCAGUUUUUGAAGUCCGAAGGCCGGGUGUGGAUCGGGCUGCCGGAUUGCGUGGAGGCAUUUGAUGCCCUGGCCCUCGAGUUUACUCGUACGACGGACGAAGUGAGCAGGCAGAGGGUUUUGGCUCGUGCUGCCGAGGCCAUGGCGAAAGAGGAUCGGGAGUCGGCCAAGAAAUCUGCAGAGACGUACAUCAAGGUGAUGCAGAAAAUGAUGUCUGUGGGCGACGACUUUGUGGGGAGUGAGGAGAAGAGGAUCAAGAAGCUCUUGGCGGGGAAAAUCACGGAUGAGAAGAAGAAGGAGUUGAAGAAGCGCAUGAAUAUUCUGUUGUCGUUCCUCUCUCAUCAGGAUGGGAGAGACGAGUUGAGCAUUGAAACUGCCGCCGAAUCGGAGCGAGCAGUUGGUGACGGCGGUUCAAUAAUGCAAGCUGUUAUUGUCUGUCCCUCGCCGUCGUUCACAGUAUUCUUCAUGAAAGAAAAUCCUGUUACUUCUCUGUGGUCUAUCAAUCAACAACAGCAUGACAAGACUCGAAAAUUUCCCGAUUUGGAGAAUUCAUCCAUUUCUACUUCUGCUCCGCUGUUGGGCAAUGAUGGUGAGCCUAACUCAUGA
Messenger RNA from Notodromas monacha, 1026 nucleotides. The record is from the annotation of a GenBank genome assembly. Lineage: Eukaryota; Metazoa; Arthropoda; Ostracoda; Podocopida; Cyprididae.